Ilex paraguariensis (yerba mate) is the source of this 1098-nucleotide messenger RNA. The record is from the annotation of a GenBank genome assembly. Lineage: Eukaryota; Viridiplantae; Streptophyta; Magnoliopsida; Aquifoliales; Aquifoliaceae.
AUGGAUGAAAUGACAUUAGAUGUCAUUAAUUUAAUGAAAACUGCAUCUAAUUGGGUGACUAUUGCAUUUGAAGCACCUUUCGCUCAGGCUGUUGUUUUUGGAGUGCAUAUUGGAGUGAUAGUAAUCAAUGGCAAAGAAGUUCUCAACUUUGCUUCAGCAAAUUACCUUGGGUUAGUUGGGCUUGAGAAGCUACUUAAGUCAUGCACAUCAGCAUUGGAGAAAUACAGUAUCGGUUCUUGUGGUCCUCGUGGGUUUUAUGGAACAAUUGGCCAGAAUAGUGAAGUUUUUGGGAACUCCAGAUUCCAUACUCUAUUGACUCUCCACUAUGUUCAGUGCAAUUCCGGCUUUCUGCAAGAAAUGAGAUAUUAUUGUUGUGCAAAUUGCUCUCCAUUGGAUGAUAUCAUCAAACUGAAGGAGAAACAUUGCUUCCGAGUUCUAUUGGAUGAGAACAACUCAUUUGGUGUGCUUGGCAAUUCUGAAAGAGGUCUAACCGAGUACCAUGGGGUUUUGAUUGAGAAGAUAGAUAUCGUAACUGUUGCCAUGGGACAUGCUUUGGCCACAGAAGGUGGAUUCUGCAGUGGAAGUGUCAUUAUUGAUUUUAAUGCUUCAACUUUUCUUAUUGCCUGUGUGCUUAUUAUUCAUGAUGUGCAACGUCUCAGCAACUUUGGCUAUCUCUUCUCUGCCUCUCUACCCCCAUAUCUAGUAAAUGCUGUAGUUAUUGCUAUCGAUGUUUUGGAGCAAAAUCCUUAUUUGAUUACAAAGCUGAGGAAGAAUAUCACCAUACUAUGCAGAGGUGUUUACUUUUACCAUUGCCUUGAGAUUGUGAGUGAUCAACAAUCCCCCAUUGUUUUUCUCAGAUUAAAGAAAUCCACAGGUUCCUUAAAGAAUGAUUUAUCAUUGCUUGAAGAUAUUGCUCACCAUGUAUUGAAGGAAGACUCUAUUUUUGUGGAGACUUCCAAUAGAUCCAUGCUUAAUAAAUGGAGUUUGCCUGUCGGAAUUAGGUUGUUUGUCUCGGCCACUCAUACAGAAUCAGAUUUGACGAAAGCAUGUGAAUCACUGAAGAGAGUUGCAUCAUUGGUCUUGACAGCUCAUGUGUAA